Ooceraea biroi (clonal raider ant) is the source of this 399-nucleotide messenger RNA. RefSeq lists its product as uncharacterized. Gene Ontology annotation, molecular function: sequence-specific DNA binding. The record is from RefSeq and is a predicted model, not a curated record. NCBI's taxonomy places the organism in Eukaryota, Metazoa, Arthropoda, Insecta, Hymenoptera, Formicidae.
AUGAUCAGAGUGUGUGAAGUAUUCGGUUGUAAAAUAACAGAAGGUCAAGGAGUAUGUAUGCAUGGAUUUCCAAAACAUGUGGAACAGCAAAAUGCUUGGGUUUUUUGGACUACUCUGAACAGGCCUGGUUGGAAUCUGAAAUCUAAUAGCAGAGUGUGUGAGUUACAUUUUGUUCCUGAGGAUUAUGUGCACACAAGGCAGGAAAAUCGAAGGCUUAAAACAUGUGCCAUUCCCUCCUUGCAACCUAAACAAAUUGAAGAUGGCGAGAAUCUUUAUAACAUAAAACUUGUACGAAGAUUCCGACAAAAUACACAACCUUUUCAAGACAUAACAAAUAUUAAUAAGAAAACCAAAAGAAUCAUACUUUGGUUAUCUGUGUUUUGUGUGUCAGGAGAAUAA